Molecule: messenger RNA, 5169 nt
Organism: Dermochelys coriacea (leatherback sea turtle)
Lineage: Eukaryota; Metazoa; Chordata; Testudines; Dermochelyidae
Gene: NTNG1
Product: netrin G1
Exons: 8
Coding region: 2304-3923 (539 amino acids)
Molecular function (GO): cell-cell adhesion mediator activity
Source: RefSeq, a predicted model, not a curated record
AAUCCGGCUCUUGGAUUCAGCCAGAUUCAGUUGCCAGAUACCAGGAUGUAGGGAUGGGUGUCGAUUGGGAUCUGCAUUAUUUUGAUAGAUUAGGAGAAGCUGCAAAUGACCUAAAUUUAGGUGGUAAAACUGGAGUGUAUGCAGACCAAGUAAAAGGCGAUAGGUGCCAAAUUAUAGUUUUUCUGUCUUUCUUGUACCAGGAUGUUUUGUGGCCCUUCUAUGUCUUGUUUUAUGACCAAAUUUUGCCAGGAUCAGAUGCUGAACCUGAGUUUUGUGGUACUGUUGUACUGGUGAGCUUCAGGGUCUGUGUUUUUAAGGUGCACUAAUAAGAGCUAAACAUAUUUUCUGUUCAGGCAUGAAACUUAGGUAGAUGGGGUUAAAAACUGCCAGGAUCUAGCAGGUCCCACCUGAUGGAUCCAGAGUUUGGCAAUGCAACUGAGGUGGGAUGUCUCAGGGUCUGGGGUAUUUGUUGCAAUUGGAACAGCUAGGCUUGUUCUUCAUUUAAGGGGUGGAAUUUGGAAGGCUAGGCCAAAAAUUGGCAAGAUCCAACUUGUACCCUGACCCUUCAGACCAUUUCUAAUUGAAGGCUGAGGCUUUGGUGUCCUUUAAGCCCAAGAUCUUAAAGGCUUUUUCUAAGGAAAAAAAAGGGAGGUGCAAGGGGAGAAAGCAGCAGGAGAUAUAAUCGGUGUCAUGAGUUAAUAAGGGACUUGUGCAAGUGGCAAGCGUGGAGAUGCGGGAGAGAGAGAUGGAGAUCUAAACGGCGUUAGGACCGCUCGGCGCGCUCAGGUCUGGAGGUGGUAUAAGGUUUGCAAUCCCUCUACUUGCUGGCAGUUGCAGGAGAAGAUUGCUUUUAAGUGAAACGUCCCCGCCACCUCUCUGAGGUUUCAUUCCCCUUAAUAGUGUCCUGCCCUUAAGUUUGAGAGCUCCUUUUGCGAUGCAGGGGCCGCGCGAGCGCUGAGGGGGGGGGGGAGGGGGAGGCAGGGGAAGGGCCACGGGAGAUUUCCAAUCCAGAAGAAUCGCUGGCAUGUAUAUUUCAUCGGAUGGACUUUCCAUGCAUCUCGUCUCCCUGCCAUCAACGCUGUGUGCAGUGACACUUCUGACUUGAGCGGAGGAAUGCGCGGAGGAAGCUUCGGCGAAACCGGUAGGAGAGGAUCUCCUCAGCGCCAGUGCUAAUUGUCGUGAUUUAUGUCCCCUCCAAGUACCUUCCACGGCUUCAUCUAAAAUAAAACGAAAGCUGGGGCCAGCCAGGAGCGCAGCCUUUGCAGCGCGUCUUGUCGCGGAGAGCCAGGGAACGUCCUGCAGCUUCCCGGAGCCCCGGUAAAAGUUUAAGGCAAAGAAGUGGCUCGGGCAGACAGGAGACCCGGCAGUGCAGCGGGGCUGGCAGGCAACCCUGAGCGGCUGCUGCUGACUUGUUCCAGGGGGAGCGUCGCUCCUGGCCCCCCUUCUCUGAUCUGCCGGUCGCCGAGCUUUGCAGUGGAGCCGGAGGAGUUCCUCCCCCUUCGCCCCGGGGCGAGCUCCGCGGGGCAGCUCCAGGGCAGUCUACAGGUCCCGGGGCAGGGGCGGAGAAGGGGGCUCCGACCUGCCGGCUGGCGGGGGCUGCUCUUCUCCAGCCCUUGAACUCUUCGGCGUCACCAGGAACUUGUGUUGGGCGUGCGGCACACGCCUGCCAGGCUCCCCGCGGCCGGGGGACGGGGCACAGCGGGCGGAGCAGCCUCCCACCCGUGCGCCCCUGGCUCCCAUGCUCCCGCUGCCGGAGGGGGAUGAGGCUGGCAAGGUCCCAGGCAGCGCGGUGUCCGCUCUCCUCCCCGCUCUAACGAGAGGGAUUGCUCCACAUGGGUGUUGGUGCCAGAAGAAAAGAAUGAUUGAUGGGAAACAGACACCAGGCUGUAGACACUCAUCCUUUUGCUUCAGAUGCUGAUUUAUCAGUGCGUCUGGGUAUCUCUUGUGAGCUUUGAACACGGAGGAUCACUCGGGGUUACCAACAGUACGAGUGAAGACCUACAACUUUGCUAAAUUAUUAUCUGCUCUCAGACAUCUUUUACAGAAAGCCCUGAUAGACACAUUAUAAGACAAAGGACAAGCUUCAGAUUUCGGUGAAAAGCUGUUGUUUGAAUAUGUUAGGCUUCCACCAAAGUCUUCAACUUAGUAAAGCAAGCACCAUAUUCUAACAUUUCACGUUCAGUUGUGGAACCUGUUUUAUAAGAUACAUACAUAAAUAUACAUGUACAUAUAUUUAUAAUCUAUAGACUGUCCUUAAAUCAAUACUGGUUAUAAUUAUCAAGGCAAUUUCAAAGGAUUUAGAGAUGUAUUUGUCAAGAUUCCUGUCACUUCAUGCCCUUUGGGUUACUGUAUCUUCAAUGAUGCAGCAUUAUCCUUCAGUGUGGGGACAUUAUGACGUGUGUAAGACUCAGAUUUACACUGAAGAAGGCAAAAUUUGGGAUUACAUGGCCUGUCAGCCAGAAGCCAGAGACAUGAUCAAAUAUGUGAAAGUGACCCUGGAUCCCCCUGAUAUAACAUGUGGAGAUCCUCCCGAGACCUUCUGUGCAAUGGGGAAUCCCUACAUGUGCAAUAAUGAAUGUGAUGCAAGUACCAAUGAACUGGCACAUCCACCUGAACUGAUGUUUGAUCUUGAAGGAAGACAUCCCUCCACAUUUUGGCAGUCUACAAUGUGGAAAGAUUAUCCAAAACCUCUCCAGGUUAACAUUACCCUCUCCUGGAACAAAACCAUUGAACUAACAGAUAACAUAGUUAUCACCUUUGAAUCUGGCCGUCCAGACCAAAUGAUCCUGGAGAAAUCACUUGACUAUGGGCGAACUUGGCAGCCAUACCAGUAUUAUGCCACAGACUGCUUAGACGCUUUCCAUAUGGAUCCAAAAUCAGUGAAGGAUUUAUCACAGCACACAGUCCUAGAAAUCAUUUGCACAGAAGAAUACUCCACUGGGUACAUGACAAAUAGUAAAAUUAUCCACUUUGAGAUCAAAGAUCGAUUUGCAUUUUUUGCUGGACCUCGGCUUCAUAAUAUGGCUUCCCUGUAUGGCCAGCUUGACACAACCAAGAAGCUAAGAGAUUUCUUUACCAUCACAGACCUGAGGAUAAGAUUGCUCAGACCAGCAACUGGGGAAAUAUAUGUAGAUGAGCAGCACUUGGCACGCUACUUUUAUGCAAUCUCAGACAUAAGGGUAUAUGGAAGGUGCAAGUGUAACCUUCAUGCCACUGGCUGUAAAGAAGAAAACAAAAAAUUGUUUUGUGAAUGUGAGCACAAUACUACAGGCCCAGACUGCGGGAAAUGCAAGAAGAAUUAUCAGGGUCGACCUUGGAGUCCUGGCUCAUAUCUGCCUAUUCCUAAGGGCACAGCAAAUAUCUGUAUUCCAAGUAUUUCCAGUAUUGGUAACUGUGAAUGCUUCGGCCACUCCAACCGGUGCAGUUACAUCGAGCUGCUAAACACAGUCAUUUGCGUGAGCUGUAAACACAACACUAGAGGGCAGCACUGUGAGUUAUGCAGGCUGGGCUACUUCAGAAAUGCUUCUGCAGAGCUGGAGGAUGAAAAUGUAUGCAUAGACUGUAAUUGUAACCCUUUUGGCUCUGUCUGUGAUCGCUGUAAUGACACAGGAUUCUGUGAGUGUAAGGAGGGAACAUCAGGGCGUAAAUGUGAUAAGUGUCUGCUGGGAUAUAUCUGGCACAGCCUAGGCUGUCAACCAAAUGUAUGUGACAAAGAACUACUGCAAUGCCAGAAUGGAGGAACAUGCCUCAAAAACAUGCGAUGCCAGUGUCCUCCAGCCUACACUGGCAUUUUGUGUGAGAAGUUGAAGUGUGAAAGGGAUCCAGGAGGCUGCAGCCCAAACUCCGGCAAUGUGGCAGUAUCACAUGGCCCUCUAUUACCGCUGACUGCUCUACUAGGAAUAACUGGGCUUUUCAUAUUCUAGGCUCCGUCUGGUUGAUGGCAUCGCGUUCAGACUGCUUCAGAAGGAAUGUGCCACAAAAAAGCAAAACAAAACCCAAGCAUUUGCUACUAAAAUUUAAAAAAGAAAAAAGAAAACCACGUAUAAACUAAGAAGGCCCAACUGAACUAAGCCAUAUUAAUCAAUUGUGGACUGCACUCUGAGUCAAAAGACUUAAUUUCUGACUCAAGACAAGUUGGCAGCUGCCAAGUCUAUUACUACAAACAACACUGCCAGCUGCAAAGAGUACAAAGGAUUGAAAAGGCUUUGACAAGCCCCCAAAAUGGAAAAUAAAAAACAUUUGCCACUUUGAUAUGGUGCGCUACUGUACCUCUGCCCAGUGUGUGGACCAACCAAAUAGAGGCAUUCUUUGCUGUCAGUGCAUUGUGGGUAUAAGGAAAUCUGUUAAAGCUGCCAUAUUGGCCUGCUUCAGUCCCUAAAUCCCUUCCAACCUGUGCUUUAGUGAACAUUGCUCUGUAACCCUUGUUGGUUGAAAGGUUUCUUUGUCUGAUGUUAGUGACGCACAUGUGUAACAGCCCCCCCCCCCCCCAAUAAAACUCAAGACAGUCAUAUCCUUGUAUAUUUUAGCAGCACCGCAUCAGUAAGAUGCUGUGUUCAUCUACUGUACAAGAGUGGCUACAGGACAAAAAGUGUAUUUAUCCUUUUGUAUUCAAAUGAAGUUAUUUUUCUUGAAAUAAUGUACAAUGUAGAUUUUUUGUAUUAUUGACAAUUUGUGUUACCAGACAAUUUAUUAAUGUAUUUAAUUCUAAUCGGAUAAGAAAAUUACUACUUUUUAUUUAAUCUUUCUUUUUUUUUCUUUUCUCCUUUCAUUUAAUUGUGCAGAGAUUUCUCUGUAUGGACAACGUGCUGGCAUCAAAGAAUAUCAGUUUACAUAUAUAACAAGUGUAAUAAGAUUCCACCAAAGGACAUUCUAAAUGUUUUCUUGUUGCUUUAACACUGGAAGAUAAAAAAAAUAAAUAAAAAUUCCUGCAUAAACAAUUUCAGGAAUUUGUAUUGCAAUUUCUUAAGACAAUUUUUAAAAAUUAUUUCCUUGAUCAUUUUAAGGUCUGCUAUAUGGAUGAAAUACAAAUUCAACUUCAGAAUUUAGUUCACAAUGAAGUCUGACUAACUAACAUGUUUUCUUCUCUAUCAAUCCACUCUGAAUAAAAAGAUACCUUUUGUUUGAGGAAAAGGUUAUAAAAAACCCUAAAUCUGUAUUCACUCUAGUAAU